AAUUCCAAAGAAAAUUUCAUUUUGUUAAAACAAAGAACAGCGAACCCUCUAAAAAGGGUGUUCCCACGGAAUGUUGCACUUACAGUCUAAAUUAAUUUAAUUCUAGGUGUUUGUGGUCCAAACCUAGCAACCCCAGGCCGGUAUCUUAUCAUCUAGCAUCUGGCAGUUGACAAGUGACGCGCGUACCGACCGCACGCCCCGUCGGUGCACGAGAGCAACACGAUCGCGAGUUUCAAAGUAAUGUGAAGUACGGAGUUUAUACUUUAGUGACAUAUUAAAUAAUAAGUUCUAAAUAAUGUGACAUAUGAACAGUGCAGUGAAUUAUUAUUAACGAUGCUGUUAUUAUUAAUUGGGAUGUUUGUCGCCCGCAGUGUGUCCCAUACGAUCACAACACUAGAAGUGCCGCUGUGGGCGGACCCGCGGCGCGAGGCCGAGCUGCGCUGCCAGUACAUGCGGCAGCAGCACGAGCCGCCGCUGCACUCCGUCAAGUGGUACCGAGACAUGCACGAGAUCUUCCGAUAUACGCCGCAAGAGCUAGAAACACGAGCUUUCAACAGUACAGAGAUAUCAGUGACGAACAGUUCCUGUGACCUUGAGGCGUGUGUUAUCACAGUCAGACCAGAGCGGGGGACAGCCAAGUACACGUGCGAAGUGUCCAGCGAAGGACCUCGGUUCGCUGUCGAUAAGCGAUCAGCCAAUAUGACACUAGCUGUUAUGCCAGAAUACGACCCGUUGAUCACGGGUCUACCUACGAUGGUGCAAGUGGGGGAGCAGGCGCUGGUCAACUGCACGUCAGACUACUCGCUGCCGGCGGCCACUAUAGACUGGUUCGUCGAUUCAGAACCACAGGAGGAUCCACUAAUAACACCAGACACGGUGGUGUCUGGCGCUGACGGGGACGGUCUCCGCGCAUCAUGGCGGACGCUGCACGUGUACCCAGACGACUACCCGACACACCGCGGGUACCUGGCGCUGCGGUGCCGCGCCACGAUAGCGACGCGGCCGCCCCACGUGCGCAGCAUGUCUGUGCGGCUGUACGUCGCCGCCAGGCCACAUAUAUCUUCUUAUAUGUUUAGUAAAAAUAAUGCAGUACCGAGCAGUAGUUCCCGACUGCGGGUGGAAACGGCAUUAUGGACGUUGUUAUUUUUAGUGAGAAGACAAGUGCCUUCGCUAGUCAAGUAACUAGUGUAUUGUGACAUACAGACAGACAAACGGAGCUGUGAGUGUUAUGUGUUAAGUUGCUGAGUUGUGGGUAUGUCUGCGUUCAAAGAAUUGUGUAGCUAGCAAUAGUGUUAACGGUUACUUAUUGGGUUUAAUCAAGAGAUAUUUUGUAUUAAGAUUGUAAUUUGAAAUGUUUGUUUUUGUGUUUCUUGUUAGAAAACUGGCCUUAGUUUGGAUUUUAUACGAAACUAGCGGACCCGACAGACGUUGUCCUGUCUACACGUCUUUAAUUUGAAAUUUUAAACUUUUUUUAAUAAGCUAAAACAUUCUGGACCUUUUUGAUGAAAAUUGUUAUUCAAAUGUUAUAACAAUAUCUAACGUCAUUCAUAUUUGACACUGCGAUGGUAGCGCCGUCUGUCGGAUUCAAUGUAAAACAUUCCAAAAUCAACAACUACUGAUAAAUUAAAAAAUAAUCAAAAAAUCAUUGUCCAGCGGACAAAAUUGUGAAUCUAAACCAUUCUCAGAUCCCCUUGAACACACACAAAAAAAUUCAUCAAAAUCGGUCCAGUCGUUUAAGAGAAGUUCAGUGACAUACACACUUACAGAAGAAUUGUAUAUAUACGAAAUAGAUGAUAUAUGUAAUGGAUUUAUGGAUUUUUUUACGUUACCCCACAAUACAAUUCAACAACAGCACGAUUGGCGCGGUUGCUGGGCAACUGGCUGCCGUGCAACGUGUAGCGGGUACGAUUCCCGCACGGAGCAACUCUUUGUGUGAUCUACAAAUUGUUGUUUCGGGUCUGGAUGUCAUGUGUAUGUGAACUUGUAUGUUUGUAAACGCACCCACGACACAGGACAAAAUCCAAGUGUGGGACAACGUUUUAUAAAAAAAAUGUUUUUCAAUCGUGUGAGUGUUUACAAAUACAACCACAUUCAUACAAAAUUACAUUUAGUUGUAAAUGAGUGUCAAUUCCGUGCUGGUACUGAUUCUGUUAAACGUCACAAAAUUGCAAACUGCUUAAUUUAAAUAACAACACGUCAAUAGAAAGUUAGUUAAGUAAUAAUACUUCGUCAACAAUAGUGUCGCGAGGCGAUAGUAAGUUUAAAUCCAACCCAAUUAAGCUGCUGCGGUUAACCUACUCAAACAUAUUCAAAUUAAUAAGAAGGGUUGCUUAACUAGCUUAGUAAUUCACACAAUACCAAGCCUUACAACUUUGUAAUUAAUUAACCAAAGGAUUUAUACAUCACUUACCAUUUUAACCUAAAAAAUAUACGAAUUCUGUGAACCGUAAAAAAUGUUUUAACAAAGCUUAACGCUAAACGAUUCGCCCUUGCCCCUUUUCCAAAUAAAAAAUCCAUCUAUUCCAUUUUCGAAAUAAAAAAGAACAAUUGAAAUUAAAGCCAGUACUCGCGCACUCCGACCUAAUACUGAAAAAAAAAGAAAUGUAAAUAUAAUCUAUGAACGCAGACAUUCCUACCAUAAAGGUUAUAAUGUAAAAAAGUUAUUUAUAUUCUGCUGUGAAAUCUGUUAUAGUAUGUAAAGAAAUAAUAUAUUUUCAUGAGGCUAAAAGUACACGUAAUUAAUCUGUUUCUAAUGAGCACGCGAACUCUAACAUUCUAAAUUAGAUAAAAUACAUGAAUAUAUCAAGCCCUUUGCUCAAUUGUUAUUUAUUAUUAAUUGAUUUCAGGUUAGCACUGCUUUCAUUUUAAUAGGCGUUAUUUACUAUAAAUACUGCACAUUGUUAAAGCUAAUUUAAGGUAAGCGUCCACAGGCCCACAUCGUACGCAUUCCGUAUGACGUCAUCAGUACGCAUCGCAUGUAGGCAUUGCUGAUGAUGCGAUCCGCACGAUGCGGAUCAGUGGACGCAGUUGUAUGAGUUUCUAUACAAGACAAACUAAAAUUCGUUGCGUACGAUGCGAGCCUGUGGACGCUUACCUUUAGGUACUU
Molecule: messenger RNA, 3106 nt
Organism: Spodoptera frugiperda (fall armyworm)
Lineage: Eukaryota; Metazoa; Arthropoda; Insecta; Lepidoptera; Noctuidae
Exons: 6
Coding region: 334-1182 (282 amino acids)
Source: RefSeq, a predicted model, not a curated record